CCCCGGCACUCCUCCUCCUCUCAGAAGCGUCCUGCCUCGCGGAGGAGCAGCUCAGCUCAGAGAGGAGCAGAUAGAGAUGAACAUCUCCGAGCCUCUCCUGUCCAGAAAUGUGCGCAUACUGGAGAAGAAGUCUUGUCGCUCUCUGAAGCCUUUAGAUACAACACAACACUUUCACCACUGCAUGCUGGCAUCGGAAGCUUUAAACGAAGGAUAAACUGAACUAAUCCCAACACUUGGUGAGAAAACAGCCACUGACUGAAUGUGUGCUUCUGGAUAGUCCUUUUCUCUCUCUCCGAACUUGUGGGCAGCUAAACAGCGGAGACUUGGAUGAAACCAGCUGUUUAUAAGAGGCCUGUCAGCAGAACAAUAGCUGCCAUAACCACAUGCAGAGGGAAGGCUACCUCUGCUAAGCUAAGCGCCAAAGCCAAACACAGGACACAGCAAGGAGAAGCCAAAACACAGGAAGCAAGGCCAAGCUGACUAAUCAUCCAAGGUGUCAAGGCGGUACCUAUUCGAUGUCCUCUCCUCCCACAGUGUGAUGCGUCAUGGCUCCGGUGCUGAGUGGCGUGUGGUGGGGACCGGAGGCUGGUGUCCUCGGGUCAGGAGCGGCAGCUGCCACUGGCGUGGCGUCGUGGCUGGGCAGUGGGCAGCUGGUCCUUGCCGUCACCCUCAGCACCCUCACUGCCCUGCUGCUGCUCUCCGUACUGCUGCUUCUGUGUGCUAGCUGCAAGGGGCAGAAGAAGGCUGCUAAUGCACAUCCAUCAGGAGACCAUGAAAACCUCAUGAACGGAGUGUCGGAGAGGGAGACCAUCAGCCAAUCAGCAGACAGUCCUGCCACUGACGGGGCGGUCAGCACCUCUCACAAUGGUCCUCUAACCAGCGGUACAAUCCUCACAGACACACAGGACACCAGUCCCCAGCCGUCAGAGGAACUGCUCUCCAGCCAAUCAGAGCUCAGGUCCUCCAAGUGUCCUCAGGAUCGUGAGCUUCCCAGCAUCCCUCCCAACAACGCCCUUAUCGGGGACGGACCCCCAGCCUCAGGGGACAGCACCUAUGAGGUGGUGAAGGAGAUGGUGUCUGCAUCACGGGAUGUCAGCGUUGAAGACUCCCUGUACGAGACGGUCAAGGAACUCAAAGACCAGCCAACACAGCUUGGCCUCCCCAACGGUACCCUCCAGCUGAGCCCCGAUGACCCUCCUCCUCCUCCUCAUCCCCCUACCCUUCUCAAUGGCCACCUCAGCCCCAGCACACCUGAGCGGGGGCCCCUGUGUGCAGGGGUUGAGUACGCCUCAGUUGACCUGAAUAAGAAGAGCCGCCACAGCGCUGACAUGGAGGCCAGAAGGCGCUCGGAUAAUGCCAGUGUCCCCUCUCGUAAGCCUCUGGAGGAGCCAGAGGAGGACUUACCUCCGCCGGUACCAGAGAAGGUUCUGGAUGAAAAUGACAACCAACCGGUGAUGAUGAAUGGGCUGGCGGGGGCUGGGCUGCACAACGGAGAGUUACACUCCCCACUGUCUCCCGCACCGGGGUUCCACAACCACAUUCUGUCAGACAAUGAGGCAGCAGUGUACUCCACAGUCAACAAAACGAACUCUGACGAUGCCGUGAACGAGGAAGACAAAGAGCACGACUACAGCAGCAUCGCAGAGAUCAAAGGUCUCGUCCCCACCUCUUCCUCCAGUGACCUCUAUGCCACCGUCCGAGACUUCUACACCCAGCCCGAUGAGCUCAGUCCAGGGGAAGACCCCCUCUCUGACAGCACGGACCCCGGCUACGAAACCAUCCGCAUCCCUAAGACUGGCAGCUCAGAUGAUGAUCACAGGGUGGGGCUGGAGGCUGAGGGCUCAGAUGCUGCGAAAACAGAGCCUGAUUACGAGAGUGUUGGAGAGUUGGGUUUGAGUCGAGAGACAUCCCGCCUCUGAAUUCUUCCUUCAUCAUCUUCAUGGUGUUUAAGGACAUUCCCCCUUUCUCUUUUACAUCUUUCAGACAUCACUGUAGUGCUUUGAACCUGCAACCAAGCAUUCCUCUGAGGCAUGACUUGGGGAAAACCGCAGAAAAUAGCUCGACAUCGACGCAUGAGUGUCCUCUUUACAGCUUGGGUACGUUUGAUCAUAUCUGAACUUUUAAUUUAUCAACCAGUGGAAUCUCAGCGGUACUGGUACUAGAAAAUGAACUGUAGUACCCCAGUCAUUGGGCAUUGAUCAUGUGAAAGGGUGCACUUUGGAUUUGAAUCAAGCUUCUGCUUUGUUUAUUAAACAUACUGCGUAACACAGACGCAUUAAACAACACUUUAUUUUUAAAAAAAUGAAUAAAUGAUCGAAUAAAUAUCCAAUCACAGCACAUCUGCUAUAUUUUAAAGGUUAGAGAAGGAUGGUAUCAGUGUCUCAAAAAUUCAGUGCCAUAUAAUCAUGACAUUCAUGCACUUAUUGUACAUAGAAAGGUAACAAUGUUUCUGCAGCUACUACGCGUCAUGUUUUAUUGAGGUUCCAGAUGGUGUACGUAUUUCUACACUUUCAUUUUCAGUUCAGUAAUACCUCCACUGUGCUUUAAAUCCAUGUGAGGUUUCACAAAGUAAAAUAUAGCAUUUGUUAGAUUACACCAUCCACAAAUAUUGUGUUUUUGACUGAUAUAUACAAUCUCUUCUGUUGAGUAUUUACAGUAAACAUAUAUCUUGGUUAUGUGACAGGGCAGGUAUAUGACAUGAGUCAUAUGCAGAACCAAAAUGGAAACUAGAUUUCCGAGUGGGAAGAAAGCUUCACUCAAGCUUGCAGUUUCUCAAUACAUUCUGAACAAUAUGUCAAAUUCAUAUUUAUUUGAAAUACGUAGUGUUGUGUAAUUGUGGAAUAUUAUAAUGUAUGUGUGUGGAAAAAAGAAAGUAGGCUUUUAUAGAAGUUUCUAGCAUUUUUAUAAAGAUACAAAAUGAUAUUGAGUGGUGUGAUAAUGAUAGUAAAGGUACGCCUUCCUCUGACUUUUUUAUCCAUUGUUUAAAAAAAAUUGCAUAUAUGAGAACAUAUUUUUGGUCAUUUUGCACACAUUCAAAAGCAGCAUAUUGUGAACUGUUUUUGAGCGUCCUUUUGGUACAGCUAUAUAGCCUUCUGUUGGCAGAUGAUAUUGAAGCACAAGGUUCGAUAACAUGGUACUGCAUUUAUCAAAAGCAUUGUCACAAUCCAGUUAUGUCUCUGCACAGUUUGAAUAUAUAACGCUUUGUAAAUUACCAGUAGCACUCUGAGAAAAAAAAAACAUAUCCGUCUGUUUGUAGCUUGUACUGACGACAUGCCAACUGAGGCUUGUAUAUAUUAUUAGAGCACUAUUUUAACCAACUGUUACUCGCUGGAUGGUUUGUGUAUGCUUUGACUUAUUCGUACAAUGUCCAGAGUGGUAUAAUUUUAGAGGAAAUCUGUUAAAAGCACUGAUGUAUGUCUGCUUUGUUUUAAGGAUGUUGCUUUUCAUCGUGUGUUGCUACUCUGAAAAUAACUAAUCAAUCACAUGUCAGAAUUAUGGUACAAUGUUCUGGUACAUGCGAUUAAAGGAAGUGUGGUACUUUUAUUUAAGAAAAAAAUGAAUUAAUGCCUCAGUACUGUUGUUUGUUUUCAAAUGAAGAGCUGUCUUUGCUGUAAAUAUCUCUUUCACUGCUACAGUAUCUCCAGAAAUAUUGGUGUCAUCUGUUUCCUCCCACAUGAUAAUAUUACAGCACCACAGUAACUCCAGCCUUAGUUCAAGUUUCAUUAGACAUGCAGGAGCUUGUUGUCGCUUCAGACAAACAGUGAGCCUACGCUGACUGGUUUUAGAUUCAUAAAUUAUAUCAGACAUUUCAAAUGCUGUUACAUCUCCCAGCAACGCUAGUGGAAGAGGAUCUCAUUUGCAUCCAGUAGCAUUUUUUCAUAAGCCAAAAAGUACAAAUGAAACCCAGUAAAAAGUGUGUUCAUUCCUGCAAAGAAUUGAUGAUCAUUAUGUACACUCUCUGCCAAGUGAUGUGCCUGUGUGUCAGGGUGGUGCCAUUAUUUAAAUAUAAUGGUGCUCACAGAAUGCUUUAAAUGACCUCAAAGGAAAUUAACUGUCAAAGGGGGUGUUUUAGUGCCAAAUGUAAUCAGGACAACACACACACAAAGACAUGGUUAAUAAAUAGAUACUUACCCAAAAUUACAUAUUCUCUCUAGCUGUCUAUCUUGGUCACAUACACACACAAUUCCCUGCAGGGGGUGGGGUGUGGUAGAGGUUUGGAAAUGCACCCUUGCUACCUUUCUCUCCUGUAACGAGACCAUUUAUUCCCCACGCAACCAGCAGAUAACUCCAUGGUGACACCUGCCUUUGAUCACAGGGCAAAGCCUGUUUUAGAAGUUAUGGACACAUCUGUCUCCCUACUCUGUCCGCUUUUCCAUUCUCUGCAUGUAAAUAUUUUAUGACAUGAAUUGUUCUAUUAAAAUAUAUAUAUAAUAAA
Molecule: messenger RNA, 4435 nt
Organism: Notolabrus celidotus (New Zealand spotty)
Lineage: Eukaryota; Metazoa; Chordata; Actinopteri; Labriformes; Labridae
Gene: pag1
Product: phosphoprotein membrane anchor with glycosphingolipid microdomains 1
Exons: 10
Coding region: 546-1919 (457 amino acids)
Biological process (GO): intracellular signal transduction; negative regulation of T cell activation
Cellular component (GO): membrane raft; plasma membrane
Source: RefSeq, a predicted model, not a curated record